AUGAUGAGUUGUCGCGCUAGUCUGAAACAGUUUAGAAGUUUGCGCUUUCACUUCUCUGUACUGUUGCAGCAAUCGCUGGACGUUUGUGGUCAGUCUCUGUCUAACAGUGCGAGAAGACGGCAGCCAUGAUCCAUCCCCGCACGCUCAGAAUAGAUUAUGGCAAAACUACGAGAGUAUUAUACGUAGUUGGCUCGAAGCUAAAUGUCAACCUGAACAGGAGUGCCCCUCCCACCUCCAAGUUCUUCUCCGUGAAAGGCACUGCCAAUGUUCAGUACAGCAUCAGCCCCACUCCUCGGGACACAUCCCACCUCUCUCCCAUCCCUCUCACUGAAAACUCAGUCCUGCUCAUCAGCAGGGACCAUGCCAGUCAACAUGAAAAUGAUAGCAAGCUGUCGGUCCAGUACUAUGGGGCGAAUAAAGAGGUCUUAGGGAGAGCAGUUGUGCAUCUGACAGCUGUUGAGCUCUCACUGGAUGUCGAUGCUGAUAGAGAUGGCAUCGUGGAGAAAAACAACCCUAAUAAGGGUUCUUGGAAAUGGGGUCCUGAUGGGCAUGGAGCCAUCCUUUUGGUCAACUGUGACUCAGAAAAGACCUACAAGAAGACACCAGACAGCGAGGAGAAAAACAUUUAUAAAGUGUCUGAUCUAAAAGACAUGUCUGUCAUGGUGCUGCGGACCAAAGGCCCAGGGAAACUCCCAGAGGGCUACAAACUAACCAUGCACAUCUCUCAGGGAGAUGCAGAGAGUCUUCGAGUCUUCAGAAACCGAUCCACUGAAGUGCCAAAUAGUGGCCUAUCGCAGAAACUUUACAAUCUCUUUGUGAAAGACUAUCCACUGGUGCUGAGCAGUGAUGUGCUGUCCAAGGAAGUGCCUUACCUUGGAGGUGUGGCAGAGAUGAACUUUUAUGUGGAGGGCCUGAGGUUUCCUGACAAAGACUUCAAUGGACUCGUCACCAUCAACCUCAGUCUAUUAGAACCAAUCUCUGAUGGUCUCCCUGAGACGCCGAUUUUUACAGACAAAGUUGUGUUUAAAGUGGCACCAUGGAUCAUGACACCCAACACGCUUCGACCUGUAGAGGUGUUUGUCUGCAGUACAUCUGAUAACUACCAGUUCCUGAAAGGAAUGAGGAACCUUGUUGCGAAGAGCGGGUACAAGCUGAACAUUUGUCAUGAAUAUGUCAACAGAGGAGACCGCUGGAUGCAGGAUGAAGUGGAAUUUGGUUACAUCGAUUCACCUCAUCAUCGUUUUCCUGUUGUUCUGGAUUCCCCGAGAGAUGGCGACCUAGCAAACUUUCCAUAUGAUGAGCUGCUUGGUCCCGACUUUGGCUAUGUGACAAGGGUGGCCCUAGAUGAGCAUGUGAGCAGUUUAGAUUCGUUUGGCAAUCUGGAGGUCAGUCCUCCUGUCACAGUAAAUGGAAAAAAAUACCCCCUGGGAAGAAUCAUCAUUGGGGUUGCCUUUCCUACGGCAACUAAAGGACGAAAUAUGACCAAAGUGGUUCAAGACUUCUUGUGGGCUCAGAAGGUUCAGGAGCCCAUCGCCUUGUUCUCUGACUGGCUCCUUGUUGGCCACGUGGAUGAAUUCAUGACUUUCGUUCCUGCACCUGACAGAAAGGGCUUCCGACUGCUGUUGGCCAGCCCAGACGCAGGCUACAAACUAUUCAGAGGCCUACAGAACAGUGGACACGGACAAGCCACAUUGUUUGAUGGGUUGACAAAUGCAGAACAAAUAACACUGGAUGAAAUCCUUGAGGAUGAAAAACUCCAAGCUGAAAAUAACUAUGUACAGAGCUGCAUCGACUGGAACCGAGAUGUGUUGAAGAGGGAACUAGGCCUAGACGAUGAAGACAUCAUUGAUCUGCCAAUCCUCUUCAAACUAGUGGAGGAUGAAAAUGAGUAUAGAGCAGUAGCUUACUAUCCUGACAUGGUGAACAUGAUUGUUUUGGGGAAAAACCUUGGUAUCCCAAAGCCCUUUGGCCCCAAAGUGAAUGGACGAUGUGCACUCGAGGCUGCGAUGUGCUCUCUAAUGGAAGGCCUGGGCCUCAAGUGCACGUUCAUUGAUGACUAUUCAUCCUACCACCAGCUGUUGGGAGAGGUCCACUGUGGGUCCAAUGUCCGCAGGGAACCCUUUGAGUUCAAGUGGUGGAACCUGGAGAUGUAAAUAAUAUAGAUCUGACAUAGAACGAUUUCAGCCCUGGUUGAUUUGGUGACACCCAUCAUGAAAAUUAUUGUAUUGCCAUAGCAAACACUUCAUUGUCAUCAUUUUGUAAUGAAUACUAAAGAUCAGCAAAUGUUGCUUUACAAAAUAAGAAAGUAGAAAGGAUCGUCGGUGAUAAAUGCAACUGUUUUCUAAUGUCAUGCAGAGAAUGAUGAAAAGAGCUACGGUACAUUGUUGAGCUUAAGAAAUAUUGCCACAAUGUUCUUACUCUGCUGAUUAAAAAAAGAAAGGAAAAAAAAAAAAAGCUGAAAAUAAACAGUGUAACCCCCCCCCCCCCCUUAACCCCAUUAUACCACUUAAAGAUUUUGUAGGUAAGGGAGCAGCAGCUGUGGAAACAGACUACAUUGCAUUAAGAAUAUCUUAAUGUAGCUCUGACACAGUGUAAACAGGGUAAGUAAGGCAUGCAUGCUAUGUUUCAUGUGCCUCUAAAUGGAAUCAGUUAGCAGUGAUGCAAUGGUGGACUAACUAAAUGAUGAUACUAACAAAUCUAUACAUAUACAAAGAUGUACUUACAGAAUGUUAAAACACAUGUAUUUGGUAUCCAGUCUGGGAAUGGAUUUCAUAAAAAUCUUGGGGAUUUAACUUUAAAAGUAGCAGAUGGUGGUGGUUGGGUUGGUGUAUUAGAUAGCUUGGAAGCCUUACAGAGCGUCAUCUCUGCCUUCAUGAAUGAUGAAUGCUUUUAAGUUUCUUAUCAAUCAUUUUACAUUGAAUGUGCUUCAUUGUCACACAGAAAUACUUAAAUGGUAAACAUGAUUUGUUUGUUUAUUGCAGAAAUACUCUGGAACUUUAUUCACUGUAUGCAUUUUCAUCUUUAUUAAACUUUUUAGUUAGCUUAUUUUACAAAAAAAAGCUAUAUGUACAAACGUUUCUUUUAAACAAACUGACAAGAAUCAAUACAAUCAUUUGAAUCAAGCACAGAGAAGACUGGUUUCCAGUGUUGUUAGCAUACAGUGCAAGCACAGAUAGAUGAUGGUACCACAUAGUGAUGUGCUAUAAUAACUCAGAGCCACAAGAGGGCAGGCUUUAUCUACUCAAGGAUUCAGGAGGAAAAAUGAUUUGAAUAAGUCUUCCUUAAAUGAUUCUGAAAGGCUGUAACUGACAUGUGUUACUGUUACCAAAACAUUUGUCUAUAUUUUUCUGUGCCUUUGUUGUAUUGAGAGUGAUUUAGCUAUAAACAACUUGAUGAGUACAUUAAACAGUACAUUUGG
Oreochromis aureus is the source of this 3418-nucleotide messenger RNA. It is a transcript of the gene padi2, whose product is annotated as peptidyl arginine deiminase, type II. The record is from RefSeq and is a predicted model, not a curated record. Bases 126 to 2153 code for a protein of 675 amino acids. The transcript is spliced from 16 exons. Gene Ontology annotation, molecular function: calcium ion binding; protein-arginine deiminase activity. NCBI's taxonomy places the organism in Eukaryota, Metazoa, Chordata, Actinopteri, Cichliformes, Cichlidae. Gene Ontology annotation, cellular component: cytoplasm.